Molecule: messenger RNA, 450 nt
Organism: Morchella importuna
Lineage: Eukaryota; Fungi; Ascomycota; Pezizomycetes; Pezizales; Morchellaceae
Exons: 1
Coding region: 1-450 (149 amino acids)
Source: RefSeq, a predicted model, not a curated record
AUGAAAACCCCGAACGCUCCACCGGUAGUCCGCAACGACCAUGUGCAAGAAUACAAAGAUCUUCUGAUUUGUCUCUUCGAACAUCCCCAAUGGAGCUCCAUGGGAGAAGGGUCACGAAACAGAGCUCUAGACGUCCUGAAGGUGGCUGCAGAUACGGCCCUCGAGGCUACCGAGCUCGCACACGUCGAGGUUUUAACCCGCAACACCUUGGCCACAUCUCAGCUAAAGGAAGAGACUAUACCUAGCGCCGAAGAUGAGUCGGACAGUGUGGCAGCGGAGAUUCUCAAGAUCAAGGCAGAGACCGAAAAGGUGAAAGCUGGGACAGCGCUUGCGGUAGCACAAGAGGAGAGAUGGAGGGCGGAAGAACGAAUGUUGCAGGCGGAGAAUUCUCAUAGACACUACGUCCGCACAUAUGGGCAAAAAAAGUUCAUUAUUUCAUGGUCUGUCUGA